Dothidotthia symphoricarpi CBS 119687 is the source of this 1122-nucleotide messenger RNA. RefSeq lists its product as uncharacterized. The record is from RefSeq and is a predicted model, not a curated record. The coding region runs from base 1 to 1122 and encodes 373 amino acids. Lineage: Eukaryota; Fungi; Ascomycota; Dothideomycetes; Pleosporales; Dothidotthiaceae. The transcript is spliced from 5 exons.
AUGGAUUUGCUGCCUGCGCAAUACGAGUUGAUGGUUGAAAUGAAGCCUGAGCAAGCUGGCUACCAGGUGUACGCGACUCCUGGAGAGAUAUAUAUCCGGUGGGAAGACCAGAGACCCUGGUAUGCUGGGAAAUUGCUGGAGGCGGUACUGCGGGAGGCGGCACAGGAUUGGUAUGGUACACGUCCGCCGAGUCGAGUGAAAACGAGAUAUAUGUUCCUCGGCCAGCAAAAGCAGUUCACAGCAGCGAUAGCAGGAGCGAAAGGGGGGAGAGGGAAAAAAGUCCAGGAGACAGCAACAGCAGCAGGAGCAUCAGAAGAAGUAGCUAGCGACACACACCGACGAUCCGAUGGGAACCCAGCUCACCGCCAUGAGACCAAAUUUUGGGUUCCGUCUCCUCCAAACAACCUCGCACCAGGACCAGACCCUGAGUUUCCUCACGGACCCCGGUUUUCUCAUCCGUGGACCACUCACGACACGGCGCGCGGCCUUUGUCAGGAGUGCCGCACCUGCACGUCGCCACGCACGCCCGCGCCCUGGACGCCGUUUGGGAGCAGUAUAGGUACCGGUGUGAUAAGACUGCGUGAGCCUGGGAGGGCAUCGUGCGGUUUGUCCCGUGAAUGGGGCUGUCUUGCUCCUCGUCCUCCAGAUGUGAGGCUGAGAUGCCAAGGAUCGUCGCUUGCACCUGCAUGCAUCGUGGACUUCCGGGGAAGUUCGACUACUCGACACGUUGUCAAAAUGCAAGAGCGGAGAAAAGGGAUCUGCGCCUCAGCCGUUGAUGCAGCUAGGCAUUUCUGGAACGUAGGGCUCUCAGGAUAUAGAUCCCCGAGAUUCGAGGUUGCAGGGCUUGGUUUCUACGAGCUCGCCCUUGGAUGCUCCGGAAGCACCUCCGAGAAGCAAAUUGAUCCAUGGGAAACAACGUCAAUGUCUCUUGUUCCCCGCCGUCUUGUUGUCAACUACAUGAUUUCGACGAAACCAUCUCCUCCCAGUACUUGCUCUAUCCCUAACUACACAGCGUUCAAGAAGCACUUGAGAGACAACAAUCCUCAUCUUGUGAACAAACUUUGCGCUGUGAAAAUGCAAGACUCCCUAAUAUGCAGAUUCCAAUCCGCAUUGCCAGUGUAA